GUUUACGCAAAAAAAAAUUUAUUCUCCGAUUGCUGAUCAGUCAAUUGCAAUCAAACGUCGAUCGGAUCGUAACGGUUCAAGUUUCAUCACAAUUUGUCCGAAAGAAGGGACAGAUCGAUACGUCGAAAUGUAAUCAAUCGUGGUUUCAAUCUGCAAAAGGUGAAGUUCUGGUUCGCGACCGGCGGCGCCGGAUUUUGCAUCAGCAGAGCUCUCGCCAUGAAGAUGACUCCCGUUGCUGGAGGCGGCAAGUUCAUCACGGUGGGCGACAGAAUUAGAUUACCGGACGACGUGACGAUGGGAUAUAUCAUCGAGUACCUGCUGAAAAAGCAGCUCACCGUGGUCGAGCAGUUCCAUUCCCAUCUGGAGCCGAUGAAGUUCCUCAAUAAGGACACAUUCGCCGAGCAGGUGUCGUUCAGUUACUCGAAAGGUCCGAGGGACGAGUGGAAUAUUCUGAAGAUCGAUGGCUUCGAUAUGAAGGACGACCCGAAAAGAUUCAGGUCGAUCCAUUGCCAUCUGUUCCCGCACGUGCCCAAUUGCCCGCACAGAUGAUGACCAGCGGCGGAUGAUCGUAAACGCGGUAAAGAAGAAGAGAAUCGCACGACGAUCGUCUUUUGGAUCGGCUGUUGACUGGGAGACGGCGUCCAGAUCGGUUGGCCCUCGAUCCAACGUCGCAGCGACGUAUGCUCUGUUCUACUGAUUUUCUACUGAAGUGUGUCAGACGCAAGUGUCUCCGCGCGACGUCAGACUCGUCGUCGAUUCGGAUCACUUUUGGCCACGGCGUUGAGUAUCGUUAUACCAUUUGAGAAAAGGGGGCAGAGUGAAGAUAUUUUUUAGAUUUAUCUUUUUUUUUUGUUUUAUUUGCAAUAUUCGCGGUGGUUCAGGGCGAACAUUUUUAGAUGAUAUUUCCUCCGAAGAUGGACGUGGAUAUUUUCUUUUUUUUUUUUUUUCUAGUAUAUUUUGAGAAUAGUGUCCAAGUGUCGCGAAACAAAAAUACGAGAAAUUGAAAUAAUUAAAUUUUGAAAUUUAACAUCUCGCGAGGAUAAUUUCGAUUUUGGAACAUCUAGAAUUUUUUUUUUUUUUUCGGUUAUUGAAUAUUGCGAACAUUUUUUUUGACGCCUCGUGCAUUUUAUACGUUUCUCGUGCUUUCAAACUUUCCAUAAACGCAGUAUGCUCAUAACCACACACUUCUGGCGAAAGUAAAAAUUCCCGAGCGUUGGUCUUUUUCGAAAGAACCUUUUUAAUUUAGGUCCAUCAUCCGAGUCUCGUUUGUAUGGAUCCUACUUGUGUACAUUAUUAGCGAAUAUUUAAAAAAAACAAAGAGAAAUUCAAUUCGAUCCUUUGCACUCGAGAGCUGCACGGGGCUCGAUUGAAAAUUUGUCUCGCAAUUUGAAUUUGAAAGUGUGAAAAAUAUAAAAUUCUGUUGUUAAAUGUAAAUGUAAUUGACGAAAAGAUAACAUUAUAGGUUUUUAAGGUUUUAAAGAGCAAAACUGAACAUACACGUAGAAUUUUAACACAAAUAUUAUUUUAUUCAAUAUUUACACGUAGAAAAUACAAACAAAAAAAAUAUAUAUACAUAUAUAGUGAUUCGUAGGAUGUUUUGAAUUUUCAAAAAAAAUUUUAUGAUCCUGUUACCGUUACUAUUUUAAGAGACACAGAUUUUGCAUUACAAUUAAUUUGGAUGAAAAAUUCUUUAAACUGUUGUAAUGAAAAGUGACUUCAAACUGUUAUUUAGAAAAAAAAAAAAAAAGAAAUCAUAUCUACUGUUUACUGAUCUAAUCAACGAUCAGUAAUCUACUUGGUCUUAUUUUAAAGCAUGAAGUUUUUACUUUGACUGUCCUGAGAGUGUUUCUUUCUCAACGUAACGACUGAGAAAGUGUUCUUUUCUUUAGAAAUUCAGACGUCUUUAGAAAAAAAUUUCUCGGUUACUAAAUCCAUCAUCAUUUUGAAGAUUCAAGAUUUCCUUUCUACAACGACGUCUUAAAUUUGCUGUAAGAUCCUUUUUCCCGUCAUUUGAUUCGACUUUGAACGUUGGAGUUGAAAGACAAAAAUUCAAGAAAUUCUAACAUUUGGCCAUCCAACCUUGCAAUGUUCAAAAUUCAAUAAAAUAGUGAAAAAUGAUUGUACAGCAAACUAAAAGGUACUGUUGCAGAGAGAAGACUUCAAUCUUCAAAACCGCUGAUGAAUCAACUCGCGGGAAAAGUUUUCCAAUAUUUUUAGAGACGUUUGAAUUUUUUCGCCGGCUGUACGAUAAGUAAAGUCAUUCGAAUUUAAAACGACCAAAGUAAAUGCGUUAAAACGAGACCAAAUAAACUGUCGUGCGAUUCUUCAUCAAUCGUCGAUCAUUCAUCGUUAUCACUUAUAUGUGUAAAAUUAUAAUUUUUCUACGGAAAAACCUUCGAGUGCAAAGGAUUGACAAUUUUUGAAUUUUUCUCGGCGAAGAUUUCUCUCGACGUUCGCGGCGUUUAUUGUACAUAAGAACUACUCCAUGUUUGUGUAAAUAUAUAUAUAUAUAUAUAUGAAAUUUCUGAAAACUGGAACACCCGGAGUUAUCGUUGACAUAAGUUGGUAACCGUUUGGACAACGCGACUUGAAGGAGAGAAAAAAAAAAAAAAAGAGAAAGGAGUUCGCGUGGUCGAAAAGGGUUGAGAGAUCCUCUCGAUCGAUAACGCCGGGUGAAUUUCGAUCGUAACGUGCGCGAGAGAGAGAGAGAGAGAGAGAGAGAGAGAGAGAGAAAGAGAGAAAGAAAGGAGAGUUUGCUGGAAUAUUUGACGACAUUCUCGUCGUCGCGUGACGGAAUUACCUUAAGCUAGUCCCCCGUGUAAAAGAGCAGAUGGUGGUCGUACCAUGUGAUAUUUAAUGGAUGUGAGAGUGGAUUCGUGCUUACACACGUCCCCGGGGAAAAUCGGAACGCAGUCUUCGUUUCAGAACGUUUUCAGAAUUCAGAAAUAAUGAACAGGAAACAUUAGAAAUUUCCGAUCAGUUCCAGAGACUUGAACGAACAAGGUAAAAGUGGCUCGUGCACUGUAUUUUCUUUGUUUCUUUUGCCCCAGUGUCUCUGGAAUGGAAAUUUCAAUCGUUGGUAGUUGCAGCGUCAAGUGCAAACGGCAAAGGGGAACAAUUUCAUUGUCUCCGAUUCUCCCCGGUCUCGUUUCGCGUUCUAUUGAUCCAAUCGGUGUGCAAUAUCGCGAGAUACAUACGUAAAAUGAGAGAAUGAGUGUGUGUGUGUGUGAGAGAGAGAGAGAGAGAGAGAGAAAAAUAGAGAGAAUGGUACUCGCGAACCGACGAGCAACAGUCGGACUAAUUGUUCUUCUUUCCGGCGUUGUAUUAAGCAGUCAGUGCACCUGUUGCACUCUCGAGCAGAGAGAAAGAGAAGGAAAAGAAAAAAGAAAUGGGGCUUCUGUCGAAUGGGAUUGGAGAACAUGGCGGAUGUGUACGAUUACGUUGUAACAAUGAGGUUUUAUAUAAUACACGGUAACCAUUAUA
Molecule: messenger RNA, 3483 nt
Organism: Frieseomelitta varia
Lineage: Eukaryota; Metazoa; Arthropoda; Insecta; Hymenoptera; Apidae
Product: fringe glycosyltransferase-like
Exons: 5
Coding region: 217-549 (110 amino acids)
Cellular component (GO): membrane
Molecular function (GO): glycosyltransferase activity
Source: RefSeq, a predicted model, not a curated record